Messenger RNA from Homo sapiens (human), 3199 nucleotides. RefSeq names its product NADPH oxidase activator 1 (gene NOXA1). Gene Ontology annotation, cellular component: NADPH oxidase complex; cytoplasm; plasma membrane. NCBI's taxonomy places the organism in Eukaryota, Metazoa, Chordata, Mammalia, Primates, Hominidae. Gene Ontology annotation, molecular function: superoxide-generating NADPH oxidase activator activity. The transcript has 13 exons. Gene Ontology annotation, biological process: superoxide metabolic process. Bases 2146 to 3153 code for a protein of 335 amino acids. The record is from RefSeq and is a predicted model, not a curated record.
GCAUUUGACCAAGCCGUGACCAAGGACACCUGCAUGGCGGUUGGCUUCUUCCAGCGAGGAGUGGCCAACUUCCAGCUGGCAAGGUGAGUACAGGGGUGCCUUGUUCCUUCUCUGACGGCCCUUUGUCUCCCUGCAGAGUCCACUCCUGCACCUCCUCCUCCUCCCUCUCCAUCCACUCCCUCCUCUUGCCCACCCCCUCCUCCAUGGUUCCUGGCUCCAGGGAAACCUGAGACUGUGGCCCUCGCCUCUGCUGAGCGCCACCCUUGGACACAGGUCGUGGGGUCCUCACUGCUUACCUGGGCUCUCUGCACCAUGUCCCUUCCUAAAGGAGGAAUGAGGGAAAGGAGACCAUCGGGACUGCAGACCAGGCCAUGCCUCGGCCUCUCUGCUAGACACUCACAGGCCCCAUCCCAGGAGGGCAGGCUCUGUGGGGAAGUGGAUCACAGUCCCGAGAGCCUCGCAAUCCUGAAAUAUCAAAACCCCUCAAAUCUAAAAUCCCAAAAAAUAUAAUUCUAGAAAAAAUAAAAUUCUGUAAAAGAUAUUUAUUUACUUUUUAAAAAUUGUUUUGAGAAGGAGCCUUGCUCUGUCAUCCAGGCUGGAGUGCAAUUGUGCGAUCUCGGCUCACUGCAACCUCCGCCUCCUGGGUUCAAGCGAUUCUCCUGCCUUAGCCUCCCGGGUAGCUGGGAUUACAGGCAUGUGCCACCACGCCUGGCUAAUUUUUGUAUUUUUAGUAGAGACUGGGCAUCACCAUGUUGGCCAGGCUGGUCUCGAACUCCUGACCUCAGGUGAUCCACCCGCCUCGGCCUCCCAAAGUGCUGGGAUUACAGGAAUGAGCCACCUCGCCCAGCCUAUUUACAUAUUUUAAAGGGAUUUAUUUGAGAAACAUAAAAACACGACGGAACCCUUCAUUGGCCGAUAAAAUAGACAAAAAUAACAUACAUAUUUUUUCAAGCACAAAUUCAUGCACGCUAGCGACAGGCUCACGGGUGUGAGAACUACGAGCAGAUGAACAGUGCUCAUGAGGAGCUAGGUCAGAAGGGGUAAGACGUAGGUGCGUAGACUCUGGCUGGUGACUGUGUGCACCUGGCUUUAUAACUGGUCAUCAAAACACCAAGAUGAACAACCCACCUUCUAACAAGAUCCAUCAAAGGCUUCAGGGACCACCACAUACGCAGUCGCCCAGAGAGCCCGGAUCUGGAGAUAUUUUACCUUUCAGAAAGGCAGAUGAACGAAAAAGCCAUCUCUUCCUUUACUGAAGAGUCCCAGCAUUCGGGAUUAUGGCUGUGGGACUGUCCCUUUCUGGAUUACGAUCCAGACCCCUCUGGGGCAGCCUCUCCUUCACAUCGGCGCGGGAAGCCCGCCUGGAGGAGAGGCCUCUCCGGCAGGCGCUGGGGAGCUCCCAGCAAGGCUUGGAAGGAGGCUCAGAGUUUGGAGGGGGAGCCCCCAUGGGGUGGGGGGCCUGAGAAGCAGGAGGGAAAUAACCAGGGCUCUCUGCACGGUUCAGAAGAGAGGCUUGGGGGCGGGCAGGGGCCCAGGAAGCUGAGUCUGAGCUGGGAAAAUGGUGGAGCCCCAGCACACAGUGACCCCCACACCCACUCAGCACACAUGUGCAUGGACCCCUGGCCCACCAGACCUGAGUGUGCAGACCUAGGCACCGCACUGCCCUCCCUCAGGUCUCCUUGGAACCAGGUGUUGGGGGCGGCUCGAGCGGGGCUGGUGUGAAAGCUGCCUAACCACAGCCCCAUCUCCGCCCUGUGCUGCUGAGGGGACCCCGGCUGCCCACAGGUUCCAGGAGGCUCUGUCUGACUUCUGGCUGGCCCUGGAGCAGCUGAGGGGCCACGCUGCCAUCGACUACACGCAGCUGGGCCUGCGGUUCAAGCUGCAAGCCUGGGAGCCCUUUCCUGGCUGCCUGGAACGUGUUGGCACCGAAGGAGGGGUGCUGAGAGGCCCCCCCACCAGACCCCGGAAAUGCAUCGCCCUGAAGCCUUCUGGGAAUAGCAUUGUCUUUUAGGACAAAAAGAUGGAAGGGAAAGCCCACUGGUGUGGGUCUGGAGUCAGGGUUAAAGCCAGGUGCUACACAAUGUGGCGUCGGCACAGUGCCAGCUGGGGCUCUGGACAGAGGCGGCCAGCAGCCUAAGGGAGGCCAUGUCCAAGUGGCCGGAGGGGUCCCUGAAUGGCCUGGACUCAGCCCUGGACCAAGUGCAGAGACGGGGCUCACUGCCGCCACGGCAGGUCCCCAGGGGCGAGGUCUUCCGGCCCCACCGGUGGCACCUGAAGCACUUGGAGCCCGUGGAUUUCCUGGGCAAGGCCAAGGUGGUGGCCUCUGCCAUCCCCGACGACCAGGGCUGGGGCGUCCGCCCUCAGCAGCCACAGGGACCAGGAGCGAACCAUGAUGCCAGGUCCCUAAUCAUGGACUCCCCAAGAGCUGGCACCCACCAGGGCCCCCUCGAUGCAGAGACAGAGGUCGGUGCUGACCGCUGCACGUCGACUGCCUACCAGGAGCAGAGGCCCCAGGUGGAGCAAGUUGGCAAACAGGCUCCUCUCUCCCCAGGGCUGCCGGCAAUGGGGGGGCCUGGCCCCGGCCCCUGUGAGGACCCCGCGGGUGCUGGGGGAGCAGGUGCAGGGGGCUCCGAGCCCCUGGUGACUGUCACCGUGCAGUGCGCCUUCACAGUGGCCCUGAGGGCACGAAGAGGAGCCGACCUGUCCAGCCUGCGGGCACUGCUGGGCCAAGCCCUCCCUCACCAGGCCCAGCUUGGGCAACUCAGUUACCUAGCCCCAGGUGAGGACGGGCACUGGGUCCCCAUCCCCGAGGAGGAGUCGCUGCAGAGGGCCUGGCAGGACGCAGCUGCCUGCCCCAGGGGGCUGCAGCUGCAGUGCAGGGGAGCCGGGGGUCGGCCGGUCCUCUACCAGGUGGUGGCCCAGCACAGCUACUCCGCCCAGGGGCCAGAGGACCUGGGCUUCCGACAGGGGGACACGGUGGACGUCCUGUGUGAAGAGCCCGAUGUCCCCCUUGCAGUGGACCAGGCAUGGCUGGAGGGCCACUGUGACGGCCGCAUCGGCAUCUUCCCCAAGUGCUUCGUGGUCCCCGCCGGCCCUCGGAUGUCAGGAGCCCCCGGCCGCCUGCCCCGAUCCCAGCAGGGAGAUCAGCCCUAAUGAUGCUGUGUCCAUGAUGCUUUUAAUAAAAACAACCCCCACUGCA